Molecule: messenger RNA, 7099 nt
Organism: Impatiens glandulifera
Lineage: Eukaryota; Viridiplantae; Streptophyta; Magnoliopsida; Ericales; Balsaminaceae
Product: protein CELLULOSE SYNTHASE INTERACTIVE 3
Exons: 8
Coding region: 308-6715 (2135 amino acids)
Biological process (GO): regulation of cellulose biosynthetic process; anisotropic cell growth
Cellular component (GO): cellulose synthase complex
Molecular function (GO): microtubule binding
Source: RefSeq, a predicted model, not a curated record
AUGACACUGUACCACAGUAACUAGAAAUGGAAAACGAGAAAGAAAGGAAAAGAAACACACAGAUUCAUACACACACUGUCUGUCUCUCUCUCUCUCCCUCUCUCUUUCUCUCCAUUAAUGGAUUUCUCCAUCAAGACAACGAGUGGGUUCUGAUUAUUAAUUUGAAUUUUGAGCUACCAACACUCGAGGAGCUAUAGGGGCUUAAUUGAACCCACUUGCUUAGCUCAGAAGAUUGGAAAAGGAGAGUUUCAUGCAUCUAUGCCAUUAGGAAUUCGAGGUUCAACACCGAAAAGGGGUCUUGGUUGAAAUGUCGAAUUCUCUGUCUCCUGCAUCAAGAGAAGUGCUAAGGAGCUUAUCAACUUCUCUAGAAAAAAUGGAACCAAAUGAGACAAUAGGAACGGUUGAUCCAGAAAGUACAAUUGGCUCAGUUGCUCGAUUUAUUGAGCAACUACAAACCAACACUUCUUCACCACAGGAGAAAGAACUUAUCACCGUACGACUUCUAGGUAUUCUGAAAGCAAGGAAAGAGGCGCGUGCUCUUAUUGGUUCACAUGCCCAAGCAAUGCCGCUGUUUAUAGCUAUUCUCAGAAAUGGAACUUCUGGAGCAAAAGUGAAUGUUGCUUCAACAUUGAGUCUUCUGUGCAAACAUGAAGAUUUAAGGCUGAGGGUCCUAUUAGGUGGAUGCAUCCCGCCAUUGCUUUCAGUUUUAAAGUCAGAGUCCACUGAAGUGAGAAAGGCGGCGGCAGAAGCAAUAUUUGAUGUCUCAUCUGGUGGACUAUCUGAUGAUCACGUUGGAAUGAAAAUAUUUCUUACAGAAGGUGUAGUUCCGACUCUAUGGGAGCAGCUUAAUCCCCGACACAAGCAGGACAAAGUAGUACAAGGUUUUAUUACUGGUGCUCUGAGAAACUUGUGUCGAGACAAAGAUGGAUACUGGAGAACAACCCUUGAAACAGGAGGAGUAGAUAUUAUUACGGGCUUACUUUCUAAUGGAAAUCCUGCUGCCCAAUCAAAUGCAGCUUCUCUUUUGGCUCGACUUAUGUUAGCAUUCAGUGACAGCAUUCCCAAAGUAAUAGAUUCUGGAGCUGUCAAAGUCUUGCUUCAGCUGGUUGGUCGAGGGAAUGAUAUUUCUGUUCGUGCCAGUGCUGCUGAUGCUUUAGAGGCCCUGUGUUCUAAGUCUACCGAGGCUAAGCAAUCCAUUAUCAAUGCAGAUGGUGUAACUAUUCUCAUUGGUGCCUUAGUAGCUCCUUCUAAAGAGUGUAUGCAAGGAAAGGGUGGUCGUGAUCUUCAGGUGCAUGCAACACAAGCUUUAGCUAACAUAUACGGCGGUAUGCCUGCUUUAAUACUACAUCUUGGAGAACUUUCCCAAUCCUCACGCUUGACUGCUCCUGUGGCUGAUAUAAUAGGAGCACUUGCUUACUCUCUUAUGGUCUUUGAGGAGAAGCCUUCUAGCGAAGAAGAACCAUUUAAUGCAACACAAGUAGAAAAUAUCCUUGUAAUGCUACUAAAGCCUCGUGAUAAUAAGCUGGUUCAGGAUCGUGUACUUGAAGCAAUGGCUAGUCUUUAUGGAAAUCAAUAUCUCUCGGGAAAAAUUAAGCAGGCUGAUUCCAAAAAGGUUCUUAUUGGACUAAUAACUAUGGCUGCCUCUGACGUCCAAGAGCAACUCAUUUUUUCCUUAAUAAAUGUAUGUUCCGGUAGAAAGGGUAUCUGGGAGGCAAUUGGAAAGAGAGAAGGAAUCCAGUUACUCAUAUCAUUGCUUGGCUUAUCUAGUGAACAGCAUCAAGAGCAUACAGUUGAACUAUUGGCAAUCUUGACUGAUGAAGUUGAUGAUAGUAAAUGGGCUAUCACAGCUGCAGGGGGAAUCCCACCACUUGUACAGUUAUUGGAGAUGGGUUCCCAGAAGGCAAGGGAGGAUGCAUCCCAUGUGCUUUGGAAUUUGUGCGCUUACAGUGAGGAUAUUCGGGCCUGCGUUGAGAGCGCUGAAGCUGUGCCAUCGUUUCUGUGGGUUCUUAAAAAUGGUGGACUAAAAGGACAGGAAGCUUCGGCCAAGGCAUUGACUAAACUUAUCCAAACUGCUGAUCCUCCUACGAUCAAUCAGCUUAUUGCUCUGCUCUUAGGAGACUCUCCAAGCUCAAAAGCCCAUAUAAUUACAGUGUUGGGCCAUGUCCUUACAAAAGCAUCUCAAAGUGAUCUUGUGCAGCAGGGAGCUAUAGCUAAUAAAGGGUUAAGGUCACUUUUCCAGGUCCUCCACUCAUCUAAUGAAGAGACCCAGGAAUAUGCAGCAUCUAUGCUUGCUGAUUUAUUUGAAAAUCGACAAGACAUCUGUGAUAAUCUUGCAACAGACGAAGUUGUGAAUCCCUGCAUUAAGCUUUUGACCAGCAAAACUCAAGUUAUUGCAACACAAUCAGCUAGAGUAUUAGGGGCUUUAUCCCAUGCUAAGUCAUCUAAAUAUAUAGCAGCAGGUGAUGUGAAGCCUCUGAUUAAACUGGCAAAGACAUCUUUCAUGGAUGCUGCAGAGACUGCUGUUGCAGCACUGGCCAACCUUCUUUCAGAUCCUGAAAUUGCUGCUGAAGCUCUAGAAGAAGAUAUAGUUUCUGCUUUGACAAGAGUACUAGGAGACGGGACUUCACAGGGUAAAAGAAAUGCUUCACGUGCAAUCCAUCAGCUACUCAGACAUUUCCCUUUAAGUGACGUACUCAAAAGUAGCUCACAAUGUCGAUUUGUGGUUCUCUCUGUAGUCGAUUCAUUAAAUGAGAUGGACAUAGAGGGGAUUCAUGCUGCUGAUGCUGCUGAUGCUUUAGAAGUUGUUGCACUACUUGCAAGGACAAAGCAAAGUUCAGAAUUCACUUAUCCACCAUGGUCUGCCCUUGCAGAAGUCCCUUCAAGCUUAGAACCUAUUGUCCGCUGUCUAUCUCAGGGGACUCCUCUAGUACAAGAUAUGUCAAUAGAAAUUCUGUCUAGGCUUUGUGGGGAUCAACCAGUUAUAUUGGGUGACCUGUUGAUUGCAAAUCCAAGAUCUGUUGUUGGACUAGCUAACAGAAUAAUCAACUCGGUUAGCUUAGAAGUGAAAGUCGGAGGGGCUGCUUUGCUCAUUUGUGCUACUAAAGAACACAAGAUACAGUCAAUGGAUGCCCUCAAUGUUUCGGGCUACCUGAAACCCUUGUUGUACACGUUAGUGGGAAUGAUGAAGCGAGAUUCCAGCUGCGGCUCUCUAGAAAUUGAAGUUAGUACUCCUAGGGGAUAUUCUGAGAGGACAGCUUUCCAGGAAGGAGACCCGUUUGACAUUCCUGAUCCGGGAACUGUCUUGGGAGUCACUGUUGCUUUGUGGUUGUUAUCAAUUAUUUCUUCUUUUCAUUCAAAAUAUAAGCAAACCGUCAUGGAAGCUGGAGGACUAGAGGCCCUUUCUGACAAACUUUUGAAUUAUACUUCCGAUCCACAGGCUGAAUUUGAGGAUAAUGAGGGUAUAUGGAUAAGUGCCCUUCUCUUAGCUGUAUUGUUUCAAAAUGCUAGUGUUGUUUCUUCACCUACAACAAUGCACAUCAUACCUUCACUUGCACUCUUGCUGAAAUCAGAUGAAGUGAUCGAUAGAUUUUUUGCUGCUCAGGCGAUGGCUAGUCUUGCAUGCACAGGGAACAAGGGAAUAAAUCUUGCAAUUGCAAAUUCAGGUGCAGUUGCUGGCUUAAUAAGCCAAGUUGGUCAGACAGAAUCAGAUAUGCCGAACCUUAUAGCUUUAUCAGAUGAAUUUUCUCUGUUAAGGAACCCAGAUCAGGUAGUCUUGGACUGCCUCUUCGAAAUUGAAGAUGUUAGAGUUGGCUCCGCUGCCCGCAAGAGUGUCCCUUUGUUUGUUGAUCUUCUUAGACCCAUACCAGAUAGACCAGGAGCCCCUCUAAUUGCUGUUCGAUUUUUGUCUCAGAUUGCAGAGGGUAGUGAUACGAACAAACUCAUGAUGGCUGAAGCUGGAGCUCUUGAUGCUCUAAACAAAUACUUAUCUCUGAGCCCUCAAGAUUUGAUUGAGACUGCCAUUUCUGAAUUAUUAAGAAUACUGUUUAGCAAUCAUGAUUUACUUUGGUAUGAAGCAUCAAUGAGUUCCUUGAAUCAGCUCAUAGCUGUUCUUCGUUUGGGUUCUAGAAAUGCAAGAUUAAGUGCUGCUAGGGCUCUGCAUGAACUUUUCGAGGCCGACUAUAUAAGAGAUUCUGACAUAGCCAAGCAGUCUGUUCAGCCUUUAGUGGACAUGCUAGAGGCAGCAUCAGAAAGUGAGCAACAUAUUGCUCUAAUUGCUUUGGUUAAGCUAAAUUCAGGGGAACCUGCAAAAACAGCUCUAUUCACUGACGUGAACGGUAAUCCCCUCGAGUCUCUAAAUAACAUACUGUCUUCCGAAUCUUCCAUGGAACUGAAAACACAUGCUGCGCAGCUCUGUUUUGUACUGUUUAGUGAAUCAAAAUUCAGGUCAAUGCCAACCGCGUCAAAAUGCAUACAUCCCCUUAUAGCACUAAUGCAAUCAGAUGUUGAAUCUGCAGUAGAAUCAAGUACCCGUGCUUUAGAGAAACUGUUGGACGAUGAAAAACAAGUGGAGAUUGCAGCAGCUUAUGAUGUUGUAGGUCUUCUAGUUAGUCUAGUUUCUGGGUCAAAUAUUCAGCUCAUCGAGGCUAGUAUUUGUACUCUCAUUAAGUUGGGGAAAGAUCGGACCCCUCGAAAGAUGGAAAUGUUUAAAGCCGGAGUUAUAGAUCACUGUCUGGUAUUACUUCCUUCCGCACCUAGUGCAUUAUGCUGCUCGAUUACUGAACUCUUCCGUAUAUUGACAAAUAGUAGUGCCAUUGCAAAGAGCUCAACUGCUGUCAAGAUUGUCGAACCUCUCUUUCUGGUAUUGCAUCGACCAGAUAUUAGUCUGUGGGCACAGCAUAGUGCUUUGCAAGCUCUUGUAAAUAUUUUUGAGAAACCCCAAAGCUUAGCUGCACUAAAGCUCACCCCUAGCGAAGUCAUCGAGCCUCUUAUUGUAUUUCUGGAGUCCCCUUCUCAAGCUAUCCAACAGCUUGGCACAGAAUUAUUAUCUCAUCUUCUUGCACAAGAACAUUUCAAGGAAGAUAUAACAACGAAACAUGCUGUUGUACCACUCGUUCAGCUAGCUGGAAUCGGAAUAUUGAACUUGCAGCAAACAGCGAUAAAAGCUCUGGAAAGCAUUUCCUUAAGUUGGCCGAAAGCGGUUGCUGAUGCCGGUGGUAUAUUUGAACUUGCUAAAGUUAUUAUUCAGGAUGAUCCUCAACCUCCCCUUGCAUUAUGGGAAUCAACUGCAGUUGUGCUUUCCAAUGUUCUAUGUUUCAAUUCCGACUAUUAUUUUAAAGUUCCUCUUGUUGUUCUAGUGAAGAUGCUCCAUUCAACGAAGAAGAGUACUAUAAUGGUGGCUCUAAAUGCGUUGAUUGUACAGGAAUCAACUGACUCAGCAGCUGCUGAACUAUUGGCUGAAGCGGGUGCAGUUGAUGCCUUAUUGGACCUUUUAAGAUCUCAUCAGUGUGAAGAAGCUGCUGGAAAACUACUUGAAUCCUUAUUUAACAAUGUGAGAGUAAGAGAGUUGAAAAUCUCCAAGUAUGCAAUAGCACCUCUAGCACAGUAUCUGUUAGAUCCACAAACAAUAUCACCACCGGGAAAGCUCCUUGCAGCUCUUGCUCUUGGCGACCUCUCCCAACAUGAAGGGCUUGCCAGAGCCAGUGAUUCUGUUUCUGCAUGCCGGGCACUUAUAAGCUUGCUUGAAGAUCAACCGACUGAAGAAAUGAAAAUGGUGGCUAUUUGUGCUUUGCAGAACUUUGUGAUGAAUAGUAGAGCAAACAGGCGGUCUGUGGCUGAGGCCGGAGGGAUAUUAGUAUUGCAGGAACUGCUGCUUUCUCCUAAUUCUGAGAUUGCUGGGCAAGUUGCUUUGCUGGUAAAAUUUUUGUUCACUACUCACACCCUCCAGGAAUAUAUAUCCAAUGAACUCAUCAGAUCUUUGACAGGGGCCUUAGAGAAAGAAAUGUGGUCUACAGCGACAGUCAAUGAAGAAGUAUUGAGAACCAUACAUGUUAUAUUCAACAACUUUCCAAGGCUACAUGCAUCAGAGGCAGCUACUCUGUGCAUUCCUCAUCUGGUAGCAGCUCUUAAAUCUGGAAGUGAACCAGCUCAGGAUUCUGUAUUGAACACAUUAUGUUUGUUACAACAGUCUUGGUCUACCAUGUCCAUUGAUGUUUCAAAGUCGCAAAGCAUGAUCGCAGCUGAAGCCAUUCCGAUCCUGCAAAUGCUGAUGAAAACAUGUCCUCCAAGUUUCCAUGAGAGAGCAGACAGCCUGUUGCACUGUUUACCAGGUUGUUUGACUGUCACUAUAAAACGUGCGAAAAACCUCAAACAUGUCAUGGGCGGUACAAAUGCUUUCUGUCGACUUACUAUUGGCACUGGUCCUCCAAGACAAACCAAGGUAGUGAGCAGCACCACCUCUCCCGAGUGGAAGGAAGGGUUUACAUGGGCAUUUGAUGUACCACCCAAAGGACAAAAACUUCAUAUAGAAUGCAAAAGCAGAAGUACUUUUGGAAGGACUACACUUGGUAGAGUGACGAUUCAAAUCGACAAAGUUGUGAGUGAAGGAGUAUACAGUGGACUUUUCAGCCUUAGCCACGAAAGCAACAAAGAUAGUUCCCGAACACUCGAGAUUGAGAUCACUUGGUCAAACAUGUUGUCAGAUGAUGAAAGUGUGUGAUUUUUUUAUAAGAUGCUUCCAACAAGUUUAAUCGAUGGGGUCUAUCGGUUAUCACUCAUUCAAUGAAUCUCUAUUAACCGAAGAACUUAUUCUAUCUCAACCUGGGCGGUUACAAGCGAUGAAGAUGUUUUAUAUAUACAAUGCCUUUCGAGUCUAUAAAUUGUGUAAGGUUUUCAAAUAAUUUAGCAAGUGAGAAGAAGCAAAAGUAGUAAAUGGGAUGUACAGAUGAGUCUUUUUAUUAGCUGCUAGUUAUAAAAGAAGAAGCAGCAGUAGUAGCACUAUAUAAUCAAAGGAUAAUGAGAUGGAUAUUUUUCUUCUUUUUUUUUAAAAUUAAUUUAGUAAAGUGCUCUGCCUAUUUUAAUCAAAGGCAUGUUGAGCACUUUA